This is a messenger RNA of Cornus florida, 1103 nucleotides long. Its product is annotated as HVA22-like protein j. The record is from RefSeq and is a predicted model, not a curated record. The transcript is spliced from 7 exons. Bases 323 to 793 code for a protein of 156 amino acids. NCBI's taxonomy places the organism in Eukaryota, Viridiplantae, Streptophyta, Magnoliopsida, Cornales, Cornaceae.
UCAAACCUCCCAAUGCAAUCGCCGUUAUAUAUAUAUAUAGAUACAGAACUGCAUAUAUAUAUUUAUAUAUUAUAUAUAUCAUAAAAUCUGCAUAACGAACUUCCCCUUCCUCUCAUCUCAAGUUUCUCCGAAUUUGUCUCCAUUUCUCGAACACCCAGAAUCCGAAACUCUCCCUUCAAACCAAGUCUCUGAAUCCGUCAAAUUGGUUUUCUUUUCUUUAACCAUUUGACGGAUCACGAGUUCAUUGAUUGAUUGUUAUUUGAGUUUUGUGAUCUCUGUUCUUCCUAAGAGGAAUAUUGGCGGGCUUCGGUAAAUAAUAAAGAUGUUGGGAAAUUUCAUCACCAGAGGUCUUAUUUUAUUCCUCGGAUACGCAUAUCCUGCGUUUGAGUGUUUCAAAACGGUGGAGAAGAACAGAGUGGAGAUUGAAGAGCUUCGAUUCUGGUGUCAAUACUGGAUCAUUGUCGCGUUGUUGACAGUUUUCGAGAGAAUUGGGGAUAUAUUCGUUUCAUGGUUGCCAUUCUAUGGUGAGGCGAAACUAGUACUCUUCAUCUACUUAUGGUACCCAAAGACAAAGGGAACUGCGUACUUUUAUAAUACCUUCUUGCGGCCUUAUGUAUCAAAGCACGAGACAGACAUUGAUAGGAACUUACAGGAGAUGAGAGCUAGGGCUUGGGAUUUGGCCAUUUACUAUUGGGGAAACUGCACAAAAAUGGGGCAGUCAACAAUUGCCCAAAUUAUUCAAUUCUUGCUUUCUCAAUCUUCAAAAGUCUCAAACGCCACCAAUGAGGUAUAGUUUUCUUCUAUUAUUUUCCCCCUACUUUGGUUGCCAUAAUAUUAUCACAUUCACACCCUUCUGAGGUUCAUCUGCACCACUACCAUAUUGCAAAAAUAGUUAUACAUGGUGUCAGACAAUACCAUGUUAUUGGUAUAACUAAUCAAUUAAAAUGUAGAAUUCAAGGUGCCCCCAAAAACUUAUAAACUUGAAUUGAACAUUUUGAUUGAUUGGACACGUCAAUAACUUAAUAUAUCGGGGCACUCUAGAUUUACUCGUUAAGAAAGAACCAUGACAUUUAGACAUGAUUACACAGUUAAACCCCACCAUA